GUGUCUGCAUAGGCUAUCGUUGUGUUCAUAACAUCGGACCAGAGUGUUGUACAUUGAUAGUAUUCUUUUCUGUUAUCUUUUAACAUUCACCAGUUUCCUACAAUUGAAGAAGAGCCAUCAUGGAGAAAGUGAUUUUAGUGACCGGUGCGAACAGUGGCAUUGGCCUAGCCCUGUGUGAGCGGCUGCUCUAUGAGGACAGUCGGCUGCAGCUGUGUCUGGCCUGCAGGAACAUGCAGAGGGCUGAGGCAGCCCGCUCCGCUCUGCUGACCUCUCACCCCGACGCCCACAUAGACCUGCUGCACCUGGAUGUAGGCUCUGUCCGCUCGGUUCUCCACGCCGCCCACAAGGUCAAGGCUAGGUACAACAGACUUGACUACCUAUACCUUAAUGCCGGGAUCAUGCCAAAUCCGCAGAUUGACAUCAAAGCCUUUUUCAAGGGCCUAUUUUCUAGCAACGUCGUCAAAAUGUUUGCCACAGCAGAGGGCCUCCUGACCCAGCAGGACCAUGUCAACAAAGAUGGCCUACAGGAAGUGUUCGCCACAAACCUUUUUGGUCACUUUGUGCUGGUCAGGGAGCUAGACUCUAUCCUUUGCCAGGCUGGUCAGACCUCCCGGGUAGUGUGGACUUCGUCCAGCAAUGCCAGACGCUCGGCCUUCAGUCUAGACGAUGUCCAGCACAGACUGGGGACCGAGUCCUACGCGUCCUCCAAGUAUGCCUCCGACCUCAUCAGCCUUGCCCUCAACAGACACAAAAACAGCCAGGGGCUGUACUCAUCAGUGAUUUGUCCAGGGCUGGUGAUGACCAAUCUUACCUAUGGCAUCCUCCCCUCCUUCUUCUGGACCCUCAUCAUGCCUAUAAUGUAUCUUAUAAGAAUCUUCACCAACACGUUCACACUGACGCCGUACAAUGGAGCCGGAGCAUUGCACUCGCUGUUUCUGAAAAAACCAGAGUCCCUGGAUCCGAGGGCAAAGUAUCACAGUUUGACGUCAGGCAUGGGGAGCAACUACACGCAGCCUCGACAAAUGGACAUCGAUGACGACAUGUCAGAGGCCCUGUAUGUGAAACUGCUGGAAAUGGAAAAAGCUGCUCGUAAGAGAUUGAAAGAAGAGGAUGACAAUGAACAAGCCUACAAAAAGUACCUCAACCAGACAGAGUAGUAUUUUGUACGGCUAUUCUCCUUGACUGACUAGUUAAGGCCUAAUCACUCAACUUUUAUUCUAUAGCAUAUAAUCUACAGUGCCUUCGGAAAGUACUCUGACCGCUUGACUUUUUACACAUUUUGUUACGGUACAGCCUUAUUCUAAAAUGGAUUAAAUACAUUUUUAAAAUCCUCAGCAAUCUACACAUAAUACAACAUAAUGACAAAGUGAAAACAGAUUUUUUAAAUUGUUUGCAAAUGUAUUAAAACAUAAAAACAAAUACCAAAUACUUAUUUACAAAAGUAUUCAGACCCUUUGCUAUGUGACUCAAAAUUGAGAGCAGGUGAAUCCUGUUUCCAUUGAUCAUCCUUGAGAUUUCUUCAACUUGAUUGGAGUCUGCCUGUGGUAAAUUCAAUUGAUUGGACAUGAUUUGGAAAGGCACACACCUGUCUAUAUAAGGUCCCACAGUUGACAGUGCAUGUCAGAGCAAAAACCAAGCCAUGAGGUUAAAGGAAUUGUCUGUAGAGCUCCGAGACAGGAUUGUGUCAAGGCACAGAUCUGAGGAAGGGUACCAAAACAUUUCUGCAGCAUUGAAGGUCCCCAAGAACACAGUGGCCUCCAUCAUUCUUAAAUAGAAAAAGUUUGAAACCACCAAGACUCUUCCUAGAGCUGGCAGCCUGGCCAAACUGAGCAAUAGGGGGAGAAUGGCCUUGGUCAGGGAGGUGACCAAGAACCUGAUGGUCACUCUGACAGAGCUCCAGAGUUCCUCUGUGGAGAUGGGAGAACCUUCCAGAAGGACAACCAUCUCUGUAGCACUCCACCAAUCAGGCCUUGAUGGUAGAGUGCCCAGACGGAAGCCACUCCUCAGUAAAAGGCACAUGACAGCCCGCUUUGAGUUUGCCAAAUGGUACCUAAACUCAGAACAUGAGAAACAUGAUUCUCUGGUCUGAUGAAACUAGGUUUGAACUCUUUGGCCUGAAUGCCAAGAGUUACGUCUGGAGGAAACCUGGCACCAUCCCUACGGUGAAGCGUGGUAGCAGCAUCAUGCUGUGGCAAUGUUUUUCAGCGGCAGGGAAUGGGAGACUAGUCAGGAUCGAGGAAAAGAUGAACGGAGCAAAGUACAGAGAGAUGGAUCCUUGAUGAAAACCUGAUCCAGAGCGCUCAGGACCUCAGACUAGGCGCAGGGGUGUCAAACUCAAAUACCCAGUGGGCCAAAAUGUAAAACCUGAACAAAGUCGCAGGCCAACAUUGAACAAAUUAACAUUUUAAUAUGGACCCAAACAAGUUUUGCUUUAACAUUGAAUAUGGAACAAGCAUCGCUUAUUACCAUACAAUAUAUAAUUUAAUAGUGGAGACAUGCAAAAUCGAAUUUCAAAUGAAAAAAAAACACAUUGAUGGCAUUCAUUUAUUAAAUAAAUAAAAUGUAAAUAAAAAUCGUAUGCCUCUUUUCUAUUUGCAGCCUUCUGAUUUAAAUACCAAAAUAAACUUUUUCCACUGGCUAAUAAUUUUACAAAUAAAAUGAUAAUAAAUCAAUCAACCAUUCAAGCCCAUGCCUUGUAGCAAGAAAAAGUGCACAAAGAAAACGUUAAUUAUUGCACACUAAUCUAAUCUGAUGUGCCCAAGCCAGAUACCUGGCAUCUCUUCUUGGAUGCUAGUUCAUCAAUGUCUGGGCUCAGGCUCUGAGCUAAAGAAAUCCUCAGUAUCGAGCGAAGGUGUUCAUCAGUCAGACGUCUCCUGUGAGUUGUUUUGGUCAUCUUCAUCGAAGAGAAAAGUUGCUCGCAUAGAUAAGUGCUGCCGAACAUGGAGAGCAUCUGAGCAGCUUGGGUGCGGAGCUGAGGCAUUGUGUCAGGGAUGAACCGUGGAAACUGUGCGGCGCCCACAGCAUCAUACUUUGACUUCAGCGUGUCGUUGCACUGGAGUUCAAUCAGCUCCAUUUGGAUGUUGGUUGGUGCAUUUUCCACAUCAACUGCGAAGGGAUUACUAAGCAGUUCAAACCUACAUUUCUGGACAUCGAAGUCGGCAAAUCGCCGGCUAAACUCAGCGGCGAGAACACUUGAGUUUUUCAGCAAACUGUGCGCAUGGGAACACGGCGGUAGAGAUCUGCGCUUUUAUGGUUUGGCAGCAGGGAAAAUGGCAAGGGUUUCCUUGCAGCAUCUGAUUCUCCAACAGGCACAGUUUAGUUUUAAAGGCCCUCACUGCAGCGUACAUGUCUGUGAUGAUGCGCCCCCGCCCCUGAAGAAGCAGGUUCAGCGCAUCGAGAUGGCUCGAGAUGUCACAGAGAAAGGCCAGCUCACACAGAAACUUUUGCUCCCGGAGCUCUGCUGUAUCCUUCCCUUUGGUUUCCAGGAAUUGACAUAUUUCCUCACGCAGCUCAAAACAUCUGUUCAGUACUUUACCUCUGCUUAGCCAUCUCACCUCUGUGUGAUACGGCACGUCUGCGUAUUCCGAACCACACUCCUCUAGAAAAAAAUUAAACUGGCGGUGAUUCAGACCUUUGGCUCUUAUCAAGUUCACUGCCUGUGUUACUGUGGUCAUAACAUGUUCCAUCUUUAGGGCUUUGGCACACAGUGAUUCCUGAUGUAUGAUGCAGUGGUAAACAGUUAGCUCACCUGCACAGUUCUCUUCCCGCAUCUUCUCCCGAACCAUGCCCACUCUUUUUACCGCACAUCGCUGGCGCACCAUCUGUCGUUAAUCCAACGAGUUUAUCCCACGGCAGCUUUAUUUCAGUUACACAUUUGGAAACCUCCUCAAAUAUUUCCUUUCCUGUGGUUGUGCCAUGCAUUGAUUUGAAUCCCAAUAGCUCCUCCGUAACACACAGAUUUGAGUCCACUCCACGGAUGAAGACUGACAGCUGAGCAGUAUCAGAUGCGUCGCAGCUCUCAUCCACAGCGAGGGAGAACGCAACGAAAUCUUUUCCCUUUUCCAUCAGCUGGUCAUACAGAUUGGUGGCAAGAUCACAUGUGCGAUCAGCUACUGUGUUCCUGCUCAGGCUCACGUUUGAAAAUGCUUGCUUUUUCUCUGGGCAUAGAGGUCACAAACUUUCAUCAUGCACUUUUUCACAAACUCUCCCUCAUUAAAGGGCCGGGCUGAUUUUGCGAUCUCUGCUGCCACUAUAUAACUAGCCUUUAUAGCAGCCUCACUUUGUGAUGUGGCUUUUUUGAACAUAUUCUGUUGUGAAACCAAACUUCUUUUCAUCUCCUCUACUUUCUGGCUCCUUUGAGUCAUGUCCAGGUCCUUGUAGUUGUCACGGUGUUUCGUUUCAUAGUGUCGUCUAAUGUUGUACUCCUUACUUACAGCCACGUUGACUCCACAAACAAGACAAACAGGUUUGUCUUUUACAUAUGUAAACAGAUAUUCUGCCUCCCACUUGUCCAGAAAGCUCCUGUUUUCUGCCUUUCUUUUCGCCAUUUUUGGGAAGGGAUAGCGCGCUGACAGUUGUAGCGUCUAUGUUGCUAUGACUACUGUCACAGAGGAGAGGGCGUUUCUGGGUCCUGUCCUGAUUGGCGCGCGAAAACAACAGCAGAGCAUUGUGGGAUUCGUAGUAUUAGCGGUGAAUGCGCUGUAUAAUACCGGCGGGCCAGCUCUAGUAGUAAUUUGGUAUUGGCCCGCGGGCCAGAGUUUGACACCCAUGGACUAGGGCAACGGUUCACCUUCCAACAGGACAACGACCCUAAGCAAGUCUCUGAAUGUCCUUGAGGGGCCCAGCCAGAGCCCGGACUUGAACCCGAUCGAACAUCUCUGGAGAGACCUAAAAAUAUCCAUGCAGCAACGCUCCCCAUCCAACCUGACAGAGCUUGAGAGAAUCUGAAAAGAAGAAUGGGAGAAACACCCCAAAUACAGAUGUGCAAAGACAGUAGCGUCAUACCCAAGACGAUUCGAGGCUGUAAUUGCUGCCAAAGGUGCAUCAACAAUGUACUGAGUAAAGGGUCUGAAUACUUAUGUAAAUGUGAUAUUUUAAUUAGCAAAAAAAAUCUAAAAACCUGUUUUUGCUUUGUGAUUAUGGGGAAUUGUGUGUAGAUUGAUGAGGGGCAAAAACUAUUUAAUAAAUGUUAGAAUAAGGUUGUAACCGAACAAAAUUUGGAAAAAGUCAAGGGGUCUGAAUACUUUCCGAAAGCACUGUAUAUAAACAAAACUGUUUUAUUCAGUGUGUUUUACUCCGUGUGAAUGAAGAGAAAUGGUAUGCUCUGUAUAAGUUGACCAUAGCCCUGACGAACGAGUAGUGGUUUUAUGUCGCUCUAUCUGAGUGAAUCCUCUAUAGAAUCAGCUGUAUGCAUUGACUUUUUAUCAGCCAUCAUUUUCAAUAGCCUCCCUAGUUGAGUAGAGGUUUCCCAUUUUUCAAGCACUUCAUAAUUUGAUCUUGGUUAGAGUACGCUAGCUAGGCUACACGAGUGCUGUUCCUUUUGUGACUAUGACAGGAACAUGUACAGUAGGCACUCAAGUAGAUAAAAUAUGGUUUAAAGAAUAUAUUAAAACAGAGACUGCAACUUGAAUACUGAAAUACACUGAAACACUAAAAGCAAAUACUGAAACUGAUGCACCUGAAAUGGUUAAUGGACAUUUGUUAAUGUCUCAGAAAGGGACCAUGGGUACAUUCCUGCUGCUAACUCAAGGGGCUAAAGGUGGUAGACUGUCAAGAGCAUUUGUGAAUUAUCAAGCACAAAUAGCAAUAACUGACCAGAACUAGGCAAAGCAUUCCUUUGCGUUUGCUUGGUAAGAUGAAGAGUUGUGAGCUGUUGAACUUUUAUUGAAAUGAAAGUUUAAAAUGAAAGAUUUAUUUGCAUUAUUUAAUGUGUAGCUUGUUUGAAUGAAACUUUGAUCGACGCCACCACUCUUCAAGAUAAUGCUGACUUUGGCUCAAUUUCUGACGUGUUCUUAUCUGCAGUGCCUUUCGUAACCUUUUCCAAAUUGUGUUGUGUUACAGCCUGAAUUGAAAAAUGACUAAAUUGAGAUAUUGUGUCACACAAUACCCUAUAAUGUCAAAGUGGAAUUAUAUUUAUAGAAAUGUUUACAAAUUAAUAAAAAAAUGAAAAGCUGGAA
Messenger RNA from Salvelinus fontinalis (brook trout), 6176 nucleotides. RefSeq names its product 3-keto-steroid reductase/17-beta-hydroxysteroid dehydrogenase 7-like. Gene Ontology annotation, biological process: cholesterol biosynthetic process. Gene Ontology annotation, molecular function: 3-beta-hydroxysteroid 3-dehydrogenase (NADP+) activity; 5-alpha-androstane-3-beta,17-beta-diol dehydrogenase (NADP+) activity; estradiol 17-beta-dehydrogenase [NAD(P)+] activity. The transcript has 9 exons. Gene Ontology annotation, cellular component: endoplasmic reticulum membrane. The coding region runs from base 120 to 1157 and encodes 345 amino acids. The record is from RefSeq and is a predicted model, not a curated record. NCBI's taxonomy places the organism in Eukaryota, Metazoa, Chordata, Actinopteri, Salmoniformes, Salmonidae.